ACAUGUUUUUGUUUAUGAGUCGAAUAACGUUUUAGUGUGUUGUACACAUAAUUUAGUUACUAAUGACGAUAUCACAUAAUUACCACAAAAAUAUUUUUACAAAAACAGUGCUAUAAUUAAUCUUAUUACCUACAAUUCUGUACCGUUUACUGAAACAAUCGUAACAUUUCACAAUGGAACACCAACCGCAAAAGCAGAGAAUCAAUCACCCCUAUAAUGCCGCAGCUGUCUUGUCGAGAGUGUUCUUCUGCUACGCGAUUAAAUUGUUAAGAGGAGGGUACCAAAAGAGUUUCACAGAAGACGAUUUAUACGAAGUACCUCCAGCUUUUAAAGCGAAAAAGUUGCGUUGCAAUUUAGAGCGUGAAUGGAACAGCAAAAACGGAAUAAUUUUUAUUAUCGCGAAAUAUUUCGGCCUGUGUUAUUUAAGUCUUGGUCUCAUGAAAUUCCUAGCUGAUACAAUUUUUACAAUCGUUCAACCCCACAUUGUAGAAAAACUACUGUCUUAUUUUUCAGCAAAAGAAACAAACAAACUUCAUGUCGUUCUUUAUGUUGUUCUUAUGAUAAUCUUCAGUUUACUACAAAGUAUCUUCAACCAGAAUUAUUUUCUUUUUUUGAAAGGCCUGAGCAUUAAAGUACGCACAACACUAUUGUCCUUUACUUAUAGAAGAAUUCUAACUCUGACUUUCGUCCACACUGACGAUAUUUCCAUCGGGAGAAUAAUCACUCUCUUUACUAAAGACGUUCAAGUGAUUGAAAAUUUCAUAGAUUGUGGAAACGAGCUCUGGAUUGCACCUAUAAGGUUACUCAGUAUUUCUUACAUACUUUACCGAAAAGCAGGACCUCUUAUUCUAAUUACGAUAUUUUUUAUCACAUUGAUGGUACCUAUUCAAGGAUUGAUCGCUGAAAAUGUUGCCCAUCAGAAAACGCAAAUGUUUCAAAAAACAGAGAAACGACUACAAUCUACUCAAGAAACCUUAACCCAAAUUGAAACUACAAACAUAGACCCAGAAGACUGCCUUGAUGCUAUUUGUAACAUUAGACGAAAAGAAGUCCAAACGAUUCACAAACUCUUCUACUUGAAAGCUUUCAGUCUGACAGUUGCUGAUGUCGUUACAAGAGGAUCCUUAUACGCUUUUCUCGUUGUUUACACCUUGUUUGGUUACUCCAUGACGAUCGACACACUUCUCUUUAUUAUAAGUGGCUUUUCCACAUUGUCAGAAAGCUUUGGUACUCUGUUUCCACAAGCUGUUUGUCAAGCAGCUGAGCUGAUAACAAUCAUAAGACGAUUUAAAACAUUCUUUGACGACGUAGAAAGACACAGGAAGAACGAAGACGAAGCUGCAAACAUCUAUGUUAAGAAAUUUAAGAUCCACAAAGGACUGACUUGGUUGCCAGAUUUACCAAACUGCAAACGAGACAUUUUCGUAUCAGCUUUGCUAAAGACUUGUAUGACCGAAAACAAGAACAUGUCAUACGCAAGUCAGAAACCAUGGUUGUUCAGCUCCACGAUUCGUCAGAAUAUCGUAUUUGGAGAAAAAUACGAAGACAAUCGAUAUCAGAAAGUUUUAGAAGUUUGUAAGUUGUUUGAAAACUUAGAACUUUUGAAAGAUAGAGAUUCGACGAUGGUGGUCAGUGACGGUAGAAAUUUAGAUAAAUCCUUGAAGACCAAAAUCAAUAUAGCGCGAACUAUCUACAGACAAAGCCAGGUCUACUUUUUUGACGAUUGUUUAACAGAAUUUGGUGACGAUACAAGCGAUUUAAUUUCCAAUUGGCACAAAUUUCUUCAAGACAAAAUCGUGAUUUUUGCAACCCACACUUGUAGUUCUCUGCAGGAAAAUGACAAGUGCGUUGGAAAAGCUGGAAACAUUUUUGACGACGAGAUUUAUGAAUUAGGUGAUACACAGAGUUUAGAAAAUGAGGAAUGUAAAUUGAUAAUUGAGAAUCCAAGAAACCAAAUGACAUUCGAAGACAACAUAAAUUCAAAAAAGGUGGCUUUCAAGAUAUACCAAAAAUAUUUAUCUCUGGGAGGAAGUGUAGUGCUCUUGUUAGUAAUCUUCAGUAUGUUUCUAUUGUUUGAAAUAGAAAAAACUUACGUUGACAAUUUAAUCACUCUAUGGAUUUAUUUAGAAGAAAGCACAAACAUAACCCACAAGUUAAAUGAGACAAGUAGUCAAGAAAGUCAAAAAUCUCUGUUCCAAGUCUAUGGAAUUAUGACAAUAGCGAUAGCAGCAACAAUGUUUACAAAUUUCUUGAUAUGCUUUGUAUUUACUAAAAAAGUUUCAAUUCGUCUGCAUCGAAUGGUGUGUAAAAGUAUUGUCUACUUUCCAAUGGAGUGCUUUGAAAAAGUUUUCUUAGGAAACAUUUUAAACAGAUUUUCGAAAGAUCUUUCCAUAAUAGACGAUUCAAUUAUUUUCAUUUAUAGGGACUUGCUACAAAUUUUCUUGGAGGUGUUAGGAUUUAUUAUUUUUAUGUCACACAUAGGUGGAUUUAGUCUUUUACCACUCGGACUUUUACUCUGCGUACUGGUUAUACUUAGACGAUGGUGUCUUUAUUCUUUGCGAAAUUUUAGACGACUAGAAGCUUCCACGAGAAGUCCUAUACUUGAUUACAUUUACUCAAAUCUGAACGGUUUAGCAACAAUCAGUGCUUCCCAAGUCCAAGAAAAACUGCAAAAUGAAUUUGAACAACACCUAGAUUUGAACAAUUCGUCAUAUUUUACCUUUCAGUGUCUUGUAAAAUCAUUUGCAUUUUUGAUGGAUCUUGUCUGCGCUGGUUAUAUGACAAUAAUCGUUAUAAUUUUUUUGACUGUAGACAAUGCGCACCAGCAAUUUGGAGAUGGAAGUCUAGUUUUAUCUCAAACUAUAAUUUUAAUAGAACUUUUUAAACGCGGAAUUUAUAAAUGGACAGAACUAGAAACUGAAAUGAUUGCAAUGGAAAGAAUUUUGGCAUAUGUUAAAGUAGAUGAAAAAUGCAAAAAACGGAUUAUGAAUAAUGAUGUAAACAAUGAAAGAAUGGCGUUUGCAAAUAAUUGUUUUACGGAAGAACAUGCAGAAAAAAGAAAACUGUAUGAAACUUGAGGACAAAGUUUACAGAUAGGAGUAAGAAGUAGAUUUGACAUUGAAUGAAGAUGCUGUUUUAAAACAGCUGAAACUUUUCCUGUGGUGUUGUUUUGAAGGAAGUAGACGAGCAAGAUUUGUACAUAAUUAAAAACCUAAAUAAAAUAUGGCAAAUCUUA
Zophobas morio is the source of this 3235-nucleotide messenger RNA. RefSeq names its product probable multidrug resistance-associated protein lethal(2)03659. NCBI's taxonomy places the organism in Eukaryota, Metazoa, Arthropoda, Insecta, Coleoptera, Tenebrionidae. The transcript is spliced from 8 exons. The record is from RefSeq and is a predicted model, not a curated record. Gene Ontology annotation, cellular component: membrane. Gene Ontology annotation, molecular function: ATP binding; ABC-type transporter activity. Gene Ontology annotation, biological process: transmembrane transport. The coding region runs from base 174 to 3077 and encodes 967 amino acids.